UGAUCAUGUUUUUUUUUGAUGAGACACAUAAACGAUAAAAAUAUUCCAUGAACCGGUGUUUUUUUUUAACAUCUAACAAUGGAUAAUAUCGAUUUUUCUGCCUUCUCAAAAGAUGCAUUCGAUCCGGUUGUAUGGCUUAAUUCGAUAUUUUCAUCAACCGAUCAUAAUGAUAAUGAUAAUGAUUCAUCAACCGUUAUGGACAAAAAAUCGAUAGCCAACAAUCUUGUCUUUAAAUUACAGCUCAUGGUGGAAGAGACAAAUCAUUCAUUGCAGGAAAUCUCACAACGUAUGUCAUUAUCGAUGCCAAAAGUGAUGGAUGAAGCUGAUGCUUUGAAUCAAGAAGUGAAAGAACUUCGUGAUCAAAUUGUUGAUGUUCGUACGAAAUUAAUCUGUUCAGAACAACAACAUGCUGAUGUACUUGAAUCGUUAAUGAAAAUGGAUAACGCUAAACGACAGCUUCAAGAUUUAUAUCAAGCAUUACAAGAAGCUAAUAAUUGGUCCGUUUUAUCCAUGGAUGUUGAUGAGGUUUUCGAAACCGGUGAUAUUGAACAAAUAUCAAUGAAAAUUUCAAGUAUGCAAAAAAGUUUAGAAUUACUAUCUUUAAGUAGUUCGGAUGGUAGCCAGUUAACGGAUAAAAUAGAAAUAAUGGAAAAUCUGAAAGAUAGAUUUGAAAAACUUGUUGAACCAAUGUUAAUGGAUGCAUUUUCAAAAUCAUCCGAAUCAUCGAUUGAAUUUUUUUCCAAUCUAUUCAAAGAAUUUCGACGAUCAGAUCGAUUAAUUAAAUAUUAUCAUUCAUGUUUACGUGAUGAAUUAUUGAAAGAAUGGUCUACACAAGUUAAAUUGGAUAGCGAAGGUACCGUAUUGGAUAAAUUAAAUUUUCUUUAUGAUCGAAUCAAUAUGAUAUGGAAAAUUCAGAUGAAUUUCUGUAUGAAAGUUAUUUAUCCAGAAGAUUUUGGAAUGUCUUUACAAAUUCUUUGUGAUAUUUUCACCGAUAUAAUCAUGUCUCUUCAACCACCGAUCGAUACAUUUAUUCAUCAAUUUUUACAUCAAACAAAUGGUCAACGAUUAUAUCGGCAAAAAUCAUUGAUUGAAUUGAAACAAUUUACGAAUAGUUUUGUUAAAAAUCUUGAACAAAAUAUCUGCUCUCAAUAUUCAGCCGAUGAAGAACAUAUGAAUGAAUCACACACGAACAAAAUGAAAUCAUUGGACAUUUUUCUUCGAACCAUUUAUCAACCAUUUGCCAAGCUAAACGAAUCAUUUGUAUUGUAUGAAAAAGAACGAAUGGAUGAUGAAUUCGAUAAUAUGCAUACAGAAUACGAAGAUUUAAUUAAUAGUCAUUGUGUAUUGAAAUUAUUUUCAUUAGUUCGUGAUUCAUAUAAACUUUAUUCCGAAUAUGUUGAAACAUAUCCAUUGUUGAUUGUUGAAGAUGUUAUCGAAGAUCUGUUGUUAAAAUAUCUCAAUUCUACGAACAAUAAAAAACAAUGGCUACUACAUGACAUUAAUGACACGAAAAAAACAAACACUACAUCGAUUCAGCCAAAUUGGUCUUGUUUACAAAAAACAUUAUUCAAAUUUCAAACAUACGGUGAUUUUGUCAAUCAAUUUCAUGGAUUUUUACAACAAAUUCAUUCCAAUUUUCUUGAAUAUCAAAAAAAUUACCAUCAACAACAGCAACGACACUCACAUGUGAUAAGUCCAUUUCGUCGAUAUGAUUUAUUCAUAUUGAAUCUAGAUUACAACACUGAAUUUCGUGAUCGUAUAGAGAAUUUUAUUCAAACACCAUCAACACUUAUGAAUCAGGUGCUCAAUGAAUGUAUCGAUCUGAUCAAAAUUAAUGCAAAAGAUAUUGAUCAAGCAAUGUUCAAUUAUGUACAGAUUCAAUUGAACAAUUUUGAUAUUUUUAUUGAAAAAUCUCUAGCCGAACAUGAUACCGUCGACAAUAUUGAAUUGGAUGAAUCGACAACAUAUACACCAAACGAAUAUGUAACUCAAAUUGGACAAUAUCUGCUGUUGUUGCCUCAACAUCUAGAACCGUUCAAUUUAAAUGAAAAUUCAUCAUUCAAAGUAGCUCUACAAUAUUGUACAGAUAUUUUUCGAUCUUCACCAAAUGAAUCGAUAGCUCCUACUGAAUUGUUAUUAGAAUUUGUUCAACGAAAAACAAUACAAUCAUUUUUGGAUCAUAUUCAAAAUAUAUCGAUGACAAUCAAAUCAAAACGUAUUGGUAAAUUACCCGUUAGGAUUCGUAAACAAAUAGCCAUCGAUGUUUCUUAUUUAUUAGCCGUGUGUGAAGAUCUUGGCCUCAUUAAUCCACCUGAAGCUGUCAUUUGUAUACGAAUAUUAAAUCAACAACCAGAAUUUGAAUGGUCCGUAUUGAAAAAAGAAAAUCCAAUUUAUCAAAAAUUAAUCAUAACAUUGGAAGAUAUUUUGGCAUGAUUGAAUUGAGACAAGUUUUGUUUUUAUUGAGAAGGAAAAGUGGGGAAACAAUAAUUGGUAAAAACAAAUAACAAAUUUUUUUUUAAAUGAGUGUAUGUUUACGUGAAUAUUAUGAGUGUGUGUGCAGCUUGUCAAAAGAUUUGUCAAUAUAUUUUGUACUUAUUAAUGAUGAUUUUUAAAAAUAAAAGUUUUAAUCAACUAAA
Dermatophagoides farinae (American house dust mite) is the source of this 2636-nucleotide messenger RNA. RefSeq names its product conserved oligomeric Golgi complex subunit 7 (gene Cog7). Gene Ontology annotation, biological process: intracellular protein transport; Golgi organization; retrograde vesicle-mediated transport, Golgi to endoplasmic reticulum. The record is from RefSeq and is a predicted model, not a curated record. Gene Ontology annotation, cellular component: COG complex. NCBI's taxonomy places the organism in Eukaryota, Metazoa, Arthropoda, Arachnida, Sarcoptiformes, Pyroglyphidae.